AUGCCUAAAAGGAGUGCCAAAGAGUCUAAACCACUGAAGACGACAAAGAAAUUGAAGACUACUGAGGAGGAAGACAAUGGCGUUGACAGUGGAAUUGACACCAAAGCUAAGUCAGACUUAUGUAAGACAACGGCUAAUGAAACGAAUGAAGAGUGCAGUCGUGUGUCAUCUAUUGGAUCCAAAUUCAAUAAGAAGAUAAUGUCUUGGAAUGUGGCCGGACUUCGAGCUCUUCUCAAGAAGAAUAGACUCAAAGAUUUUGAGACAGAAGACGCAGAUAUAGUGUGUCUUCAAGAAGUCAAGUGUCAGCAGAAAGACAUUCCCGAAGAGAUCAAUGUUUGGGCCAAAUAUAAGUACAAGUAUUACAAUUUGGGCGAAAAGCCGGGAUAUUCUGGGGUUUGUCUCUUCAGUAAAGAGAAACCAUUACAAGUGAAGAAUGGCAUCGGUUUGAAAGAACACGACUCCGAGGGUCGGGUCAUUACCGCUGAGUUCCCUGACUUUUAUUUGGUGACCACAUAUGUGCCCAACUCUGGCAGAGGACUCGUAAGACUCGAUUACCGCCAGAAAUGGAACAAUGAUUUCGACGAAUAUCUCAUUGCUUUGAAAGCGAAGAAAGGAGUCAUACUUUGCGGUGAUUUGAAUGUCUCUCACAAAGAGAUCGAUUUAGAGAACCCGAAGACUAACACAAAAACGGCCGGAUUUACCGCAGAAGAGAGAGAAGACUUCACUCGAUUCCUCUCCAAAGGGUUUGUCGACUCUUUCCGACACUUUUAUCCCAACGACAAGAAGUGUUACACGUAUUGGAGUUACUUCAGGAACGCCAGGGAUAGAGACAUCGGAUGGAGACUCGACUACUUUGUCGUCUCCGAGCAGUUGAUGGCAAACAUCUGCGACAACCAAAUUAGGAAACAAAUCAAAGGCUCCGAUCACUGCCCUAUCCUUCUCUACCUUUCCAUAUAA
This is a messenger RNA of Medioppia subpectinata, 957 nucleotides long. Lineage: Eukaryota; Metazoa; Arthropoda; Arachnida; Sarcoptiformes; Oppiidae. The record is from the annotation of a GenBank genome assembly.